Molecule: messenger RNA, 687 nt
Organism: Plasmodium knowlesi strain H
Lineage: Eukaryota; Apicomplexa; Aconoidasida; Haemosporida; Plasmodiidae
Exons: 1
Coding region: 1-687 (228 amino acids)
Biological process (GO): mRNA splicing, via spliceosome; mRNA 5'-splice site recognition; spliceosomal snRNP assembly
Cellular component (GO): nucleus; U1 snRNP
Molecular function (GO): pre-mRNA 5'-splice site binding; zinc ion binding
Source: RefSeq, a predicted model, not a curated record
AUGCCAAAGUACUACUGUGAAUAUUGCGACAUUUACCUGACGCAUAGUUCCCCAGUGGGGAGAAGGCAGCAUGUCCAGGGAAGAAAACACAUAAGUGCAAAAAUUGAGUAUUUCCAAAAUUUGCUAAGGGAAGAGGGCAUAACCCCACAGAACUUUUUAGGGUUUCUGGGACCAAGGGCACUCAAUAAUAUUCUAGGGAACCCAAUGAUGAAUAAUAUGAUGCCUGGAAAUUUCCCCAUGCAUAUGAAGCAUAACAAUAUGAAACACCACUCGCAUUAUUCACGUCGUUCACAUCGCCAUCAUAUGCCCCAUGGUAGAUACGGCAGGGAAAGACAUGGCCAUUAUAGUUACUCUAGUAAAUAUCACUCGCACCCUAUGCACAUGAAUAGCAGUAGCAUGAGCAGCAUGUCAGGGUUUCCAUACAAUGAACAUUCUGGUAACUUCUUUUCCUUAUCGAACUCAAUGCAUGGUAAUGGAAAGAUGGGGAAUAUGGUUAUUCGAGACUUGGUAAGUAAUGUUAAUAUUGAGAAUGACCUAGUCAAGGACAAUCCGAAUGAGGAGCGAAAUGGAGAUAGUGCGAUUGCAAACCAACCUAGCACCAUGCAUCAUGAGGAGGAUCAAGACGAUCCUGCCAAUGCCACUGGUGGAACUGCGAAUAAUAAUGAUAACGUCAGUAUAAAUGCCUAG